AUGCAAAGGGAGACAGCCCGCAGCCCACAGCCCACAAACCCAAUUCCACCUGAGGCUCGGCGUUACAGUACAACAAUUGCAAAUAAUGCCGCCAAGGGCGAUCAUGACGAUCCGACUACUCAGCCUGCGCGCAUAAAGGAGGUCUUGGCAACAAAGCAAACUAUUGCGUCUAUUGAAUUUGGCGCCAAGACGUCGUACAGUACGCCCUUUAUCUCCGGCCAAGGGAAACGAAAGAGGAAAGGGAAAUAUAAGAAAAAGAAAUCCAGACCGCGCCGAGACGAGACGAGGUAA
Penicillium angulare is the source of this 291-nucleotide messenger RNA. RefSeq lists its product as uncharacterized. The transcript has a single exon. The coding region runs from base 1 to 291 and encodes 96 amino acids. The record is from RefSeq and is a predicted model, not a curated record. Lineage: Eukaryota; Fungi; Ascomycota; Eurotiomycetes; Eurotiales; Aspergillaceae.